This is a messenger RNA of Asparagus officinalis (garden asparagus), 968 nucleotides long. RefSeq lists its product as uncharacterized. Gene Ontology annotation, biological process: RNA processing. Gene Ontology annotation, molecular function: RNA binding; RNA methyltransferase activity. NCBI's taxonomy places the organism in Eukaryota, Viridiplantae, Streptophyta, Magnoliopsida, Asparagales, Asparagaceae. The record is from RefSeq and is a predicted model, not a curated record.
UUGUUUUUACCGUUGGAAAUUUUUGUGUGGAGAAAGGUGGCUACUUUAUAGUAACUCCGCCCUAUUAAUCCCUCUCAAAAAAAUCACGAUGUCGCCGCCGCCACCGGCGGCAAUAGAGAGCACGAUCAUCGUCCACAACAUCGCAAAGCGUCACAACGUCGGAACCCUAGCCCGCAGCGCCACCGCCUUCGGUCGCGACUUUAACUCCUUCGGAAGCCAUGGCUCAACCUCCCACCUCCGAUUCCGCCAUUUCUCCUCCCUCUCCCUCGCUCGAUCCUACCUCAAGGAGGAGAAAGGGUUCGAUAUAUGUGGGGUUGAGAUCACGGAGGGAGCGGCGUCGGUGACGGAGCACCCCUUUCGGAGGAGCACGGCGUUUUUGCUUGGAAAUGAGGGGACAGGGUUGUCGGAGAAGGAGUACGAAAUGUGUGACUUCUUCGUGUACAUUCCUCAGUAUGGGGGCGGGACGGCAUCGCUGAACGUGACUGUGGCUGCGUCGAUUGUUCUGCAUCAUUUUGGAGUUUGGGCAGGAUUUGCUGAAAGAUGCCGGGAGGGUAACAAGUUCACUGUGGCAGAGAAGCCAGUGAAGCAAGUGAAGAGAAAUUACUGCGUUGAAUCGAUCGAAUCUGUCAUCGAGGAGAGGAAAAACAAAAGAGAAGCUGCUGGUGCCGAUAUUCUUGAAGAGCCUAGAGCACCUGAUGGUUCACAGGCUGCGAACUUUCUAGGAGCAUUGUUCGAAUGUUGAAGUAUCAGUAUUUACUUAUUUUAGGAUCACAGGAGAACAUCAGCUUUAUAAGUUCAUCUCCACUCCUCUCGUUUGGUUCUAUUCUUUAUAUCACACAAUUUGGAAUGUUUUAUAAUACAAGAAGUAUCGAUGUUUAUGUUUUAUUGAAGCUUUGUAAAAGUUACGCGCGGGGUUAUGGACUGUAGAAAAGCUGGCUUCCAAUUUUGGAAAAGAAUUUCAUGUUUUA